CUGGUUUCUUCCAGGAUUCGGACCCAGAGGAUGACCAGGAGCGACCGAGGACGAUGAAGGCGAGGCGAGAGACGAUGGACGGGAGUCCUCUUCCGGCCAGGAUGGACCAGUCGAACGAGGCCGAGGAACCCGAGCUGACGAGCCUCUCCUGGCUCCAGUCUUUGGACAUCACCAGCGUGUCGAACCUGCCGACACCCCCGCGUUCACCGUCGCCGUUUUCCCAGCAGCAGUCGCCCCCGCCGCCGCUACCUCCACCACUUCCUCCACCGCCCUCCCAGGGCGGACAUCGGGCCCCCAACAAGAUGUCGCCCUUGCUCAAGGCGGAACUGGACCUUGCGGAGAACGCUGAAAAGUAUCGACGGGAUGCCGACGCGAAGCCUCCCUUCUCCUAUGCAACGUUGAUCUGUCUCGCGAUGAGGGCCAAUGAUAACAAGUUGACCCUGUCCAGCAUCUACAGAUGGAUCAGGGAGAACUUCACGUUUUACAAGAAGGCGGACCCUGCGUGGCAGAACUCGAUUCGCCACAACUUGUCGCUGAACAAGUGCUUCGUCAAGCUGCCCAGGGCGAAGGACGAGCCAGGAAAAGGUGGCUUUUGGAAGCUGGACUUGGACAGACUGGAAGAAGGUCGUCGCUCGAAAAGACGCGCCUCCUCGCAGAGGGCCAGAGCCGGGAAAACGGGCUCUUCAGGGUCUACCGGGAUCCUCUCCAGGGUCCAAGGAAACCGGGACACCCGCCCCAAAGGAGCAGGGAAUCCUCAGGGACUGUAUGAGACUCCUCCCAGCAGCGUUUCGCCUCCCAUCCCGGAAAGCCUCUCCGAGGUCCCUGAAUCGACACAGGUCAGCCUUACCGAGGACGACCUCACGGGACUGCUGAUCGCGACUGUCGGCUGGGACGAGAAUCAGCUGGACCUUCUGGACUCUCUCUUGGAUUCCCUCUAAAGGGAAAAUCUCGUUACGGAACCGGAUGAUCGCUUGGAGUGGGAUUUUUUAAUGGGUACCCCUGAAAAGGAAAGAACCAGCUGAUGAAAGAGGUCCUACUUAGCGAUGAGCAAAAUUGGUCUUGGACUUGAAAAUUUAGUUAAGACUUGGCCUUGCGGUCUUGCAGAAAGGGCAAUUGCAGCCUUCACCUUACAGUUUGGCACUUACUAAUAGUUCAAUUGCAAAUCGGUCUUGGUCGAAGCACUUUUCGCAACACUAAGACCAAGACCGAUUUUGCUCAUCGUUAAUCCCGGUUGCUGGAUGCGAGAAGUCUGGAUGAAAUUGCGAGUAUUCACGGUCAUUGACGAGCUCACUUAUCGAAAGUAUUAACGACCGAGUACCGUCGACGGACUGCGUAAUUAUAGCGGACGAGGUUGAUUACCGUCAGGUGCCUGAUUGAAGUCUCUCUUUUUUAAGGGUGCCUCCUGGUUGGCAUUCCAGAUUCGACAUCGAGGUGCGCGAUGGGCAAAACCAGCAAUCGAGUCUCGGUAAAAGGAAUGCAAAAUGUUUCUUUCGAAUCGAGAAGCAACCAGGAGACGUCCAAGUGCAGCGAGAAUUCCUGGCAACGAGGGCUGCCACUUUCUUUUUUUUUUUUCACGAAUUCUUUCUGCACAUCGGUGAGUUUUAAAGCGGAGGAGAAAGUAUGACUGCAAAAUCACUACCAGGGUUUAUUCCUGGCUAAAGUUCCAAUUAUAUCGUCGCUUCGAUGCGGCCGUCGGUGUUUCAAGGGAGAUCAUUUCCGUCCAAACAAAUUGUACCUCUUGGAACGCCGCCACUUGUCGAAGCACGAUUAAGGUGGAGUGAAACCCUCAUCAGAUCAGUCGACUCUAAGACACUUUUUUUUUUUAAGGGUAUUGAAUAUCCGUCCGAAACUUUGACACAUGACUCGUGAGCUCCUAGGAAUUGUACAAGAAUUUACGGCACUCUGUUAAUCGAGAAACUCGCAUUUUAACGGAAUAAAGUCUAAAAAAGUGUCUUAUGCGCUGCUAUGCUAAAACGACGGUAACACGAGGCCUCGGAGUGAAAAUUUAGUUGACACGGAAAUCACAGAUGGCUCAGAGGUAUAAAAAGCGAACGUCGGCAAGGUUGGUGUUUAGAAGAUUCUUUUUUACCGACUUUUAAGUUCCUCGACGUGUUUCACUUCACCAUAAGUUCUCCGGGCUCUCCUCCGCUUUGCGUCGAACCCUUUCUAGCGUUAACUGUCAAGUUCUGUGAAUUGUUCUCAAAUAGAGUUAGGGUGGUGUCAGCACACUGGUGGAAAUUGUCGAGUCGGUGUGUGUGUUUUGCGCUCUAGCUCACGCCUUUAAAGAGUCCGUCCAGAGAUAACGUUAGUAUUAAGCUAAAGUGUAAUAACUGAGUACAGUAUGCCAUCGUCGCGACGAACUACAAGGUGUCGCCUCGAUCGAUCGCGACGUCGACUGCGUCUAUAUAUUAUUACAGUGUAUAGAGGAUUCACGUGCCUUUAAACCAGAGUCUUAGAGGAUUCUUUGUGUGUCCGAGUUAUCAGUGGCUAAGUAAAGUCACAGACACGGUGGUCGACGUGCUCAAGCCUUGCGCCGCCUACCUUUUAAUGCUAUCGAGUUUCUAUCAGUUCGGAGUUAUUUACAGUGCGAAAUAUAGAAUAAAGAAAACCUUAAGCCUGGGUCAAUUACGCGAACACCUAACCCUUAUUUACUCGGCACUUUGUUACAUAUAUCAUGAUACGAAAGAGGCUAUAUACAUCUGGGAGGUCAAAUCGCAUGGGAAAGUACUUCCCGAAUUGGGUGUAUGUGCCGAUUAGUUACAAAUUUCACCACGGAAAUGUGGAGGCCAUAAAGUAGGUCCUGAGACUCAUGAAACAUCAUUUGUCUUUAGGGGACGUGGCUACUCAUCUUCUCUCUGGUAUGAAGGUAACAUAAAGUCCCGCAUUAAUGUAAUUUACAUCACCUGAGACGUGUAACGUAAAAUGCCUAGUAAUUUACAGUAAAAAAAGAAUUACGUAAAUUACCUAGGGCAUUUUACUCGCCCAACCCUGCCGGUACUCCGUCAUCGAGCAUUGAAAUCACCGAGGCGCUCAAAUUAUUAUUAGAGCAAAUAAAAGGAACGAUAUUCCGGAUUACGCACUCGUUACGACUCAUUAGUAUGCGUACUCCUUUUCUGUUCCUUUUUUUUGUCUCUCUUUUCUUCAUAUUUACGCAAUACGCACGCGUUACAGGGUCACACGUGAAUCACGAAGUGAGCGGUGGAAACGAUGCGGUUAACAGGCUAACAAUAAUUGUAUCUUUGAUGGAGGCCGAAACUCGAUUAUGACGCCAUAAAAGGAUGUAAGCUCUUCCUAGACCGUCGACAGGUGACGAGUCGAACAAUAGAAUCGCUCGAGGGGCCUUGCGCGCGAUUUCUGUCGUUAACUCAUUCGACGACUGGCCAAACACCGGUUAAUUCGUGGUUAUCACCUGAAAAAGCAUUUCGCGACGGAUAUGGAUGGACUGCACGCACGGAGCGAAUGAUAAGAAUCGGUUUACGAUGUUUACGCUAGCUAGUAUUGUCUGAGAGAUAUUUAUACACGUCGCAAGGUACUCCAGGAACGAAAAAGUUCCCUAGGUCGA
Messenger RNA from Orussus abietinus, 3562 nucleotides. RefSeq names its product forkhead box protein J1.2. Gene Ontology annotation, molecular function: DNA-binding transcription factor activity, RNA polymerase II-specific; RNA polymerase II cis-regulatory region sequence-specific DNA binding. Bases 54 to 938 code for a protein of 294 amino acids. Lineage: Eukaryota; Metazoa; Arthropoda; Insecta; Hymenoptera; Orussidae. The transcript has 4 exons. Gene Ontology annotation, biological process: regulation of transcription by RNA polymerase II. The record is from RefSeq and is a predicted model, not a curated record.